Eimeria tenella is the source of this 1241-nucleotide messenger RNA. RefSeq lists its product as uncharacterized. The annotation marks the transcript as partial. The record is from RefSeq and is a predicted model, not a curated record. Lineage: Eukaryota; Apicomplexa; Conoidasida; Eucoccidiorida; Eimeriidae. The transcript is spliced from 2 exons.
CUGCGGCUUCCACUGCUGCUGGCCACUCCAAAGCAGCAGCAGCAGCAGCAGCAGCCACGAAUACGCCCCUCUUCCACGGCGCCUGCGCAGGCCUAGAGCAGCUCAUUAGCUGCCUUGUGGGGGGCGCGUUUCUUGAGCAGCAGCAGCAGCAGCAGCAGCAGCAACCGCAGCAGCAGCAGCGGGGUGAGAAUGGCUUGCACUCAGCUGAGUUUCUUACAAGCGGCAGCAGCACCAGCAGCAACACGCUAGAAGCCACCGUGAGCUUUGAGCAGCGGCAGCAACAGCAGAAACAGCAACAGCAGCAGCAGCAGCAGCCGGGUCGCGCAGGAAGGGCUCUGCUGCAUCUUCUUGAGGAUUUGACUCAGGUGCUGAUGCAGUCUUGCAAGGCGGAUGCAGCAAACAGCAGCAGCAGCAGCAACAGCAGCAGGAGCAGCAGACUUGUUCCUGCAGCAGCGUGGCUGGGGGACUUGUCUUUGUCUCCUUCUGUUUGUCUCCAUUUGUGGAGCCGCGUUUUGCUGCAGCAUCCUUCGUUGCCGCUGCUGCUGCCUGGUUUGCUGCAGCUGCUGCAGCAGCAGCUGUGCCCCACCCUGCAGCAGCAGCUGCUGCAGCAGCAGCAGGAGAAGCCCGUACUGCUGCGCGCAGUGAGGCUUGUGGUGCAGCUGGUUUACAUGUAUUUCCCGCUGCUGCAACAGCAGGCUGUGUCGCUGCUGCUGCUGCUGCAGCGGCUAGCUGACGUAGCAGCAGAUUGGGUGAGGGCACUUGCCCUUGAGGCGCUGGCAGUUUGCUGCAGCGACAAGGUGCUGCUUCUGCAGCUGGACGCCCCGGACAGCUCUGCUGCUGCUGCAGCAGCAGCAGCAGACUCACCAGCAGCAGCAGCAGCAGCAGCACCUCGGCCUCCCCAGCGCCGCCUGCUGGCCCAAAUCCUCGAGACCUUCAGCCGCACAAGACGCCCUCCAGCUUUGCCCCGAUGCUGCUGCUGCAGCAGCAGGAGCAAAACAACAAGGCUCAGGUGUCCACACAGCGAUGGGUGCAAUUCGAGAUGCUGCUGCUGCAGCAAGGAGAGCUUCAGCAGGCUGCUGGCUUGCGCUGCCUCCCUCCGGCAGCAGCAGCAGCAGCGACACCAGCAGCAGCAGCAGCAUCAGCAACAGCAAGAUGCGGCCUGUGGCGCUGCCUCACGAUGCUGCCUUUCUCCUGAGCAACAGCAGCAGCACCAACAGCAGCCGAAGCAGCAGCCCACGUAG